Talaromyces rugulosus is the source of this 711-nucleotide messenger RNA. RefSeq lists its product as uncharacterized. The record is from RefSeq and is a predicted model, not a curated record. The transcript has 4 exons. Gene Ontology annotation, molecular function: dUTP diphosphatase activity; magnesium ion binding. The coding region runs from base 1 to 711 and encodes 236 amino acids. Gene Ontology annotation, biological process: dUMP biosynthetic process; dUTP catabolic process. Lineage: Eukaryota; Fungi; Ascomycota; Eurotiomycetes; Eurotiales; Trichocomaceae.
AUGCUGCGACCUGCGUCCAAGGGAUGGCGUCUCGUUUAUAGACCCAUGAUUCGCACCUGCAAUUCCUUCCCACACACCGUCUUGCGUUUCUCGACCUCGUCUACCAUGACCAAGGAGACCACACCACCUCCAGACACCUCCGCCGCCGCCGUACACGAACCUCCAUCUCUCCCUGCAUCCCCGCUCCCAAAGCGAACAAAAACAACAGAACCCGAUUCGAGCAUUGCCUCCGUCAUGGCUUCGUCUACCUCCAAUGGCACCGCCGUCACAUCCAUCUCGCAGCCCCAGCCACCGCUGAUGGUGAAAAAGCUGGUCGAGUCAGCCACGGCGCCCACGCGCGGUUCUGCGUUUGCUGCGGGAUACGACAUUUACAGUGCAAAGGAGGCUGUUAUCCCGGCCAAGGGCAAGGGUCUUGUUGACACGGGGCUGGCUAUUGCUGUUCCAGAGGGCACAUACGGCCGCAUUGCGCCGCGCAGUGGCCUCGCGUCCAAGAACUUUAUCGACACCGGUGCCGGUGUGAUUGAUGCGGAUUAUCGCGGCGAGGUCAAGGUCUUGCUGUUUAACUUUUCCGAUGUCGACUUUACGAUCAAACAGGGAGACCGAAUCGCCCAGCUUGUGUUGGAAAGAAUUUAUACCCCAGAUGUCCUCGUGGUGGAACAGCUCGAAGAGAGCGUGCGUGGCGUCGGAGGGUUUGGCAGCACUGGCAAAUAG